Messenger RNA from Aspergillus neoniger CBS 115656, 365 nucleotides. RefSeq lists its product as uncharacterized. The transcript has a single exon. Bases 66 to 317 code for a protein of 83 amino acids. The record is from RefSeq and is a predicted model, not a curated record. Lineage: Eukaryota; Fungi; Ascomycota; Eurotiomycetes; Eurotiales; Aspergillaceae. Gene Ontology annotation, molecular function: protein dimerization activity; DNA binding.
GCAGAAAGCGCUGAUAAGGGCAGCGCUCGGGCAAAUACCAAGUUGUUAUCUAGAAACUUUGUACAAUGUCAACGGAAUCAAACAAGCAGAAGUCAUCUAAGUCCCCCACCUCACCCAAGAAGAUGAUGCGACAGAAACGAGACCGGCGUAGAAAGAAUCUCAUACAAAAGGCCUAUGAAUAUAGCAAGCUCUGUGAUGCUGACGUCUGCCUGGGUAUUCACAUUCGAGAGUGUGUCCAAGAAGGUAAUCUAUACAUUGAGUAUUUUUUUUGGGCGACUCUGAAGCAUUCAUUCACUAUCAUUAGCUUAUUACUUUAGAACUAUGCCGUGGGAUUUACGGGAAAAUUGGAUGUAAUAAUACUAAAC